Molecule: messenger RNA, 2896 nt
Organism: Athalia rosae (coleseed sawfly)
Lineage: Eukaryota; Metazoa; Arthropoda; Insecta; Hymenoptera; Athaliidae
Gene: ABCB7
Product: iron-sulfur clusters transporter ABCB7, mitochondrial
Exons: 12
Coding region: 164-2506 (780 amino acids)
Biological process (GO): intracellular iron ion homeostasis; transmembrane transport
Cellular component (GO): mitochondrial inner membrane
Molecular function (GO): ATP binding; ATP hydrolysis activity; ABC-type transporter activity
Source: RefSeq, a predicted model, not a curated record
CCUGGACUGCUUCAUGACAGAAAACUUUGGAUAAGAAAUUUUAACUCUUCAUCAUUUGCUGCAAGACAUCUUCCACUGUACAGAGUUUCGAUAGCUACCUCUUCGCUCCAUGGAUUACCCCUCUCGAUAACUGGAAUUAGGAUAUAAUUAAGCCUCUAAAUAAAUGGGGCGCACAUUAAGAAGGCGCCAUUUCAAAAAGAAGCAGUAUUCGGUGGAAUCAGAAAAUGAGGCAGUGAAUCUUGAACAUUUAUCAGCUUGGAUGAGGUCUGAGAACUGGUCUCCAACUUGUGAUUUACUUUGUUACGAUUUUCCAGGAACUGGAAGAGGCUUGAAAGCAUUGCAAAGAGUUGAGAAUAAUACAACAAUUAUGAGGAUACCUAAAAAAUUGUUGAUCACAACAUCCAAUAUAACACAAAGCGAUAUUCAACAGAUACUUUUGAAUAAUUGUAGCGGCAAUGUCAUUGAUCGUGCACAAAAAAAGAAAAAUGUACCACAAUCCAAACCUGUGGUCACACCGGUCACAGUAUCCUCCGUAGUAACAGGUGUAACUGGUGGUAAACCAGGUCAGCAAAAGCGGAAUUGUUUCCAUCCAGGUACAUCGAAUAUAGGAAGUGAAGUUAUCAACUUCCAAGACAAGCCUCCAGUCACAAGUAAAGACAUGCUUAAAGGAAUGCUAAGUUACAUUUGGCCAAAGGAUGAUCCAACAAUUAAAAAACGAGUUCAACUGGCAAUGGGGUUGCUGGUCGGUGCAAAGCUCAUGAAUGUUUGUGUACCAUUCUUAUUUAAGAAUGCGAUCGACACACUAAAUACUCACGCUGUAGCAGGAGGUGGAGAACCUCUACUGAGUCUUGGAACAGCUCCUGAAACUAUAGCCACCGUAGGAACGUCCCUACUCAUUGGCUACGGUAUUGCACGUGCUGGUGCAGCUGGAUUAAACGAACUUCGAAAUGCAGUAUUCGCUAAGGUAGCACAGCAUUCAAUCCGCAGGAUAGCGAAAAACGUAUUUCUCCAUCUACAUAAUAUGGAUCUCGCAUUUCAUUUGAGCAGACAGACUGGUGCAUUGUCUAAGACGAUAGAUCGUGGAAGCCGUGGUAUAAAUUUUGUUCUUAAUGCAAUGGUAUUCAACAUAGUACCUACGGUAUUUGAACUUGCCUUAGUCAGCACAAUUUUGGGUAUCAAAUACGGGCCAGAAUUUUCUGGAAUAGCGCUAGGAUGCGUAGGAAUUUAUACAGCAUACACACUCGGCGUUACUAAAUGGAGGACAAAGUUUCGUGUUUUUAUGAAUCGAGCAGAAAAUGACGCUGGUAAUAAAGCAAUUGAUUCACUCAUCAAUUAUGAAACAGUGAAGUAUUUCAACAAUGAACGAUACGAAGCUGAACGUUAUGACGAGUCUUUGAAAAAAUAUGAAGCAGCUUCAUUAAAAACCAAUACAAGUCUGGCACUGUUGAACUUUGGACAGCAUGCUAUAUUCAGCGCCGCUUUAAGUAUGAUUAUGGUUCUGACAGCGAAAAACAUUGUUAAUGGCACAAUGACAGUUGGUGAUUUGGUAAUGGUAAACGCAUUGCUAUUCCAAUUGUCAGUUCCAUUAGGCUUUCUUGGUUCGGUAUACCGAGAAGUGAGACAAGCACUUAUAGACAUGCAAACGAUGUUUACUCUGAUGACUAUGGACAGUUCCAUCAAGAACACGAAGAAUCCUGUACCUUUUCAGGUGACACCCAGCACCUCAGAAAUUACUUUCAAAAACGUUCAUUUCCAGUACGUCGAGGGUAAAACGAUAUUUGAAGAUCUGAGUUUCACUAUUCCAAGUGGUAAGAAGGUCGCUAUUGUAGGUGGAUCAGGCUCAGGUAAAUCGUCUGUAGUACGAUUACUCUAUCGAUUUUUCGAACCGCAACAAGGUGAAGUUUACAUAAACGGGCAGAAUAUUCGCGAUAUCGAUGUGAAUGAACUGAGAAAAUCAGUGGCUAUCGUUCCACAGGAUUCUGUGUUGUUCCACGAUACUAUUUUUUACAACCUUCAUUACGGUAAUUUGAAAAAAACUGAAGAAGAAGUUUACCAGGCCGCUAAAAUGGCCAACCUGCAUGACGCUAUUCUAAAAUGGCCCAAGGGUUAUCAAACGCAAGUUGGGGAACGAGGAUUGAAAUUAAGCGGUGGUGAAAAACAGAGGGUUGCAAUAGCGAGAGCAAUAUUAAAAGACAGUCCUAUCCUUGUAUUUGAUGAAGCUACGUCAUCGUUAGAUUCAAUCACCGAACACAAUAUUUUAGAGGCUUUAAAACGUGCGACUGUAGACCGUACGUCGAUCGUCAUCGCGCAUCGUUUAUCAACUGUAAUGGAUGCCGACGAUAUUCUAGUCUUGGAUGGCGGAAGAUUAGUGGAAAGAGGAACGCAUGCCAAAUUAAUAGCCACGCCAAAUUCUCUGUACAGUAAAUUAUGGGAAGCACAGCAUAUAGGUAUGAUUCACCAAGAUAAUAGUGAAAAACUUGCCCAAUCAGAAGAAGGGUCACUGUAGUGAAGCAGGAAGGUUGAAAGUUACUUGAGUUUGAAGAAUAUAAUCUCCACGGGUGUCGUGUUACACCCGUACCCAUGUAAAUAAAUUUCGUAACUUGUGUGGUAGAAAUGACAAGAGUUAUAAGAGGUGAAACCAAUAAUGUAAAUAGUUGUACAGGUAUUCAACGAGUACGUCAUUCAGAUAGAGAGUAUUGUUGAUUCCAUUUCUACCAAACAUGCUGGCAUUUUCGGGAAACAGAAUGAAUUAGUUAUAAGUUAUUUGAACAAACCAAAAAUGUUUUUAUCGUUGUACCCUUCAGAAAGCCAAUUUGGAUUUUGAAAUGUUCUAUGAAUAAUGAAAACUGAAAGUAACAUAUGUAUAUGAAAUUAAAGGAAAUCUUGUUACAUUGUA